GCAAUUCCCGUCCACACUUUCAUUCACGGGACCUCCCUACCUGCCUACCCGUACACAUAGAUAUAGACCGAAGAAGAAAAAAACAGACGGCCUCACCCCAAAAAUGGCCACCACCACCACCAACCCCAAAGACAGAGCCGCCGAGAUAACAAAGCCCAUAGACUUCGACCCAGCAGCAGUCCAGCGCAUCUCCAGACGCCCAGACCCAGCGCAGCAGCCCGAGAUCCACGAGCCGGACCCGCGGUGGCCGUCGGCCUUUGCCCGGCUCGAGGCCCGGAUCCGCGGCGCGCUGGGCGGCACGGCCCUGGCCAUCAACCACGUGGGCUCGACCUCGGUCCCCGGGCUGCCGGCGAAGCCGUGCAUCGACGUGGACGUCACCGUCGCGGACCCGGCGGACGAGGCCGCGUACGUGUCCGCGCUGGUGGGCGAGGGGUGGGAGGGCCAGAAGGAGGAUGACGGUACCGGCACGGGCAUGGGCCCCGCGGGCGGGGACCGCGGCGCCGGGCUGCAGUUCCUCCUGCGCGAGCCCGGCUGGCACCAGCACCGGCUCUUUAUCUGUGCUGACCCCGUCGCCAACGUGCAUGUCUUUGGGCCCGGGUGUCCUGAGUCUGAGAGGCAUCGCAUCUUUCGGGAUUGGCUUCGUGAGCACCCCGAGGAUCGCGACAGGUACGCCGCUGUCAAGUAUGAGGCGGCGGCCGCGAGCCGCGAGGCUGGUGAGACUAUGCAGGACUACACCGAGAGGAAGAAUACUGUCAUCCGGGAUAUCCUCGAUCGCGCCUUCAGGGCUGAGGGGCUACUGCAGUGAUAUGAGCGGUCUGCUCUCGUGAGCGAUUGAUCUUACAAAAGGCAAUGAUUGUCUCUUAACGCCUCUGUGGUCUCUCACUUUUUAUUCUGG
Diaporthe batatas is the source of this 895-nucleotide messenger RNA. RefSeq lists its product as uncharacterized. Bases 104 to 805 code for a protein of 233 amino acids. Lineage: Eukaryota; Fungi; Ascomycota; Sordariomycetes; Diaporthales; Diaporthaceae. The transcript has 2 exons. The record is from RefSeq and is a predicted model, not a curated record.